Messenger RNA from Numida meleagris (helmeted guineafowl), 1383 nucleotides. Its product is annotated as keratin, type II cytoskeletal 75-like. Gene Ontology annotation, biological process: intermediate filament organization; keratinization. The record is from RefSeq and is a predicted model, not a curated record. Gene Ontology annotation, molecular function: structural constituent of skin epidermis. The coding region runs from base 1 to 1383 and encodes 460 amino acids. NCBI's taxonomy places the organism in Eukaryota, Metazoa, Chordata, Aves, Galliformes, Numididae. The transcript has 10 exons. Gene Ontology annotation, cellular component: keratin filament.
AUGGGGGAUCAAGCUAUGGGAGUGGAAGUCGUGCCUCCAUCUGUGGCGGAGGAGGCUCUAGCUCUGGGUCUGGUUCUGGAGGUAGCUUUGGCAGCGGUGGGUCUGUAUCUCGUGGUGGUGGAACAUUCAGUGGAGGGUCAUGUAGUUCUCCUGGUGGUCACACCUCUGGUGGUUCGGGAUCAAGUUCUUUUGGUGAAGGUUAUGGAUAUCAGUGGUGAAGGCAGGGGGCGUGGGAGCAUGUUGGGCUUCCGUGGCUGUGGAAGGGAAGGCAUUCGUGCAGUGCAUGUCAACGAGAACCUGCUGCGGCCGCUUGAUGUGAAGAUCGACCCUGAAAUCCAGCACAUCCGAAGGCAGGAGAGAGAGCAAAUGAGGAGCCUCAAUAACCAGUUCGCCUGUUUGAUUGACAAGGUGCAGCAUCUGGAGCAGCAGAACAGGCUGCUGGCCACCAAAUGGGCCCUCCUCCGAAAGCACAUCCUGCCAUCCCAGAUGAACGUCAAGCAUGUUUUCAACACCUUCACCUGCAGCCUGCAGAGGCAGCUGGACUCCCUGCUGCAUGAGCGGGAGCAGAUGGAGCCAGAGCUGAACAACACUGAGAAGCUCAUUGAAGAGCUCAAAUGCAAAUAUGAGCAGGAGGUGAACAGACGCACAGCUGCCGAGAAUGAGUUCGUGCUGCUGAAGAAGGAUGCGGACUGUGUCUACCUCACCAAGGCAGAGCUGGAAGUGAAGCUGGAAACCCUCAAGCAGCAGACAGAGCUCCUCAAGUGUGUGUCUGCUCAGGGAUCUGCUGAGCUGGAUAAAAGUCUCUGUGACACCUCUGUUGUGGUGAAAAUGGACAACAGCCGAAGCCUGGACACGGAGGGCAUCCUCAGGGGCAUUGAGCUCUGGUAUGAAGAUGUUGCUCAGAAAAGCAAGGCAGAGUUGGACGCCCUGUACAGAACUAGUUACCAAGAGCUCAAGGAGGCAAAGAGGAAGCAAUGCAAUGAGCUUAAGUCCCACCAGCAAGAGAUUGAGGAGCUGAGUUUUGUGAUGCAGAGAUGGCAGUGUGACCUUGAAAACGUGAAGAAGCAGGUGUCCUCUCUGCAGACAUCUGUUAGUGACACUGAGCAGCGCGGGAACUGUGCCCUGAAGGAUGCGCGGGAGAAGCGCACUGAGCUGCAAAACGCCCUCCAGAAGGCCAAAGAUGAGCUGGCUUGCAUGCUGCGGGAUUACCAGGAGCUGCUGAACGUCAAGCUGGCCCUGGACAUUGAGAUCGCCACCUAUAAGACUUUGCUGGAGGGUGAAGAGAGCAGGCUGCUCGGGGAGGCAGUGGGGUCACUGUCCCCGGAGGGGUUCAAGAACCAUGGAGAUGUGGAUACGCACUGGAUGCCCUGUGAGAGUGUGUAA